Messenger RNA from Postia placenta MAD-698-R-SB12, 891 nucleotides. RefSeq lists its product as hypothetical. Gene Ontology annotation, cellular component: cytoplasm; nucleus. Gene Ontology annotation, biological process: phosphate-containing compound metabolic process. NCBI's taxonomy places the organism in Eukaryota, Fungi, Basidiomycota, Agaricomycetes, Polyporales, Adustoporiaceae. Gene Ontology annotation, molecular function: magnesium ion binding; inorganic diphosphate phosphatase activity. The record is from RefSeq and is a predicted model, not a curated record. The transcript is spliced from 6 exons. Bases 1 to 891 code for a protein of 296 amino acids.
AUGACGUCCCAAUACUCUACCCGCCUCAUUGGCGCUCCAAACACCCUGGAGCACCGUGUGUUCAUCGAGCAGAACGGCAACGUCGUCUCCCCCUGGCACGACAUCCCCCUCUUCGCUGACCAGAACAAUGGCAUCCUCAAUAUGAUCGUCGAGGUCCCUCGCUGGACCAACGCCAAGAUGGAGAUUUCCAAGGAGGAGUCCUUCAACCCCAUCAAGCAGGACAUCAAGAGAGGCCGUUUGCGCUUCGUCCGCAACUGCUUUCCCCACCACGGCUACAUCUGGAACUACGGUGCAUUCCCUCAGACCUGGGAGGACCCCUCGCAGACGCACGCCGAGACCAAGGCGAACGGUGACAACGACCCGCUCGAUGUGUGCGAGGUCGGCGAGCAGGUCGGCUACGUCGGGCAGGUCAAGCAGGUCAAGGUGCUCGGCAUCAUGGCGCUGCUUGACGAGGGUGAGACGGACUGGAAGGUGCUCGUCGUCGACGUGCAGGACCCGCUCGCGUCCAAGCUGAACGACAUCGAGGAUGUCGAGCGCCACCUCCCCGGUCUCGUGCGCGCGACGAACGAGUGGUUCCGCAUCUACAAGAUCCCCGACGGCAAGCCCGAGAACCAGUUCGCGUUCUCCGGCGAGGCCAAGAACAAGAAGUACGCGACGGAGAUCAUUCACGAGUGCCACGAGGCCUGGCGCCGCCUCGUCAGCGGCGAGAGCCCCGCCAAGACGCCCUCGUAUGACCUUUCCAUCCGCAACCUGACGAUCCCGAACUCGCCUGGUCACGUCAGCAAGAACGACCCUGCGUACACGGGUCUCCCCACGGACUCGAGGAAGCCGCCUGGGCCGAUCGACCCUGCCAUUUCCAAGUGGUUCUACAUCUCGUCUGCUCAGGUAUAA